GCAGGCAGUGCAGUACUGCUCAGCUGAGGCCGGAAGGAGCUUUGACAUCGGGCCAGCCCUGACAUCCCUCAGCACUUUCAGUUUCUCGGGAAGUGACAGAACAAAGACCUUACGAAGCCAUCACGGGUGGUUUACGAAGCCACCAUGGCCGAGCAGCAGCCCUCGGCUGAGGAUCCGGGCGAGUUCCAGAUCUUUGUUGCCACUUUGUUCGGCGAACUGUUCACACUGUCGGUGUCUCCACAUGAAACCGUGCAGGAAAUCCUUGACAAGCUGAAUGCCCAGGACUCCAGGUUAAGACUGAGGUGGCUGUUGUACAAUGACAAGGUGCUGGAGGGCGGGAAGACCCUGCACGACUAUGGAAUCCCCUCCAAACCAUCUGUGCACCGUGGGUCAAAGGUUCGACGUGCUGUCAGUGAAUACCAAUAUAAACCUGGAGGUAUAGACUUACGCUUAGCCCUAUGGUGUCUGGAUGUCUCUGGCAGCACCAGUGAGGUCUGGAAAAUUGCAGAGGCACUGUCAUCUUCAGAGGAGACACGCGUCUCGGGAGUGUCUCCUCCCAUACUCCAUGCGCUGAAGAACUCUGGCUUUCUGUGUGUGGGCUUACCACAGCAGAGAAACUGCUGGGCCUGCCAAGAUCAGGAUUUUCCAGAAGUGAUACCAACAAUAACCCAGGAGUCUUCGGAGCACAACCCCGUGUACCGAGCUGAGCUCCCUGGUGAAGGUGUCUACCAGUGCUCCAUCACAGGCCUCGCCUUUGAGGUGAAGUCAGCAGUGACCAUCACCUACAGUUAUGCCAGCUGGACCACGCACCUGAGCGAGGUACAGCAGCUGCAGGGACCUAGGUCUUCCAAGCCAUUAUUCCUCAGUCUGUGUCCCCCCCGGACAUCUCCAGCUCCUUGGAGACCUCUCUCCAGUCAAGGACAAAUUCUCUCUUCCCUCCAAGAAUGUACAGAUACCGGACCGUGCCUCAUUGCCCAUUUUAAAUCUGGGAAGAUGACCUUGGAGAAACCAACCUUGCUGAUCCCUUUCUAUGCUGUCCUAGAGAAUCCCAGCUUCUCACUGCUUGGGGUGCUCUGGAGGACGGUGUUUUCAAGCUCCAGUUCUGUGCCUGUGCACUCCCUGGUGCUGAUCUUCCAGCAGCUCAGUGCUGCAAACACGACUCUUCACCUCUACCUCAUCCCAGACGACAAAUCUGUGAAGCAGGCCAUCGAAAAACAAGAAAUGGAUUGGAAGUCAAAGUUUAUUCCCAAGCCUCCCCCAUUCGUCCCUCUGUACUUCGGCUGUGUUUACCGGGUGGCCGGCACAAAUUCCGUGGAGAUAACACCUGAUGAACACAUGCCAUUCUUCUACAACAGCCCACAGAAGCAGCAGCUCUUUGUGGAGAUCUACAUCAGGAACACGGAUAAUGACACUGAGCUCUCUCUGAGAAACACACGUGACCACGUCAGGGUCUGGAAGACGUUACUGCGAUCAGGUGAUAUAAAGCUUCCUCCCCCGGACUGCCACACUCCAUCAGGCGGGUGCAGGACAGCAGCUUCACACCCAGGCACUGCGGGAAUCCCAGCGGGAACAGGAUCGGCCUUUGUGAAGAAGAACAAGACGGAGCUUUGCUCCAGGAUGGUGCAGGUUCCCUCCAUUCUGCUACACCUACGGGAUGUAAACGUCAUUAACAACGACGAAGAAGAGGAGGUGCUCAGCCAAGAUACGAGUCAAAAGAAGAACCGAGUCUUGCUAGAGCUACUGGAGAGGAAAGGCGCGGAGGCCCAGGAACAGCUCUACCAGAUCCUCCGGAAUAAAGACCCGUACCUCAUCGCAGACCUGGAGAAGUCCAGCUAGGCCUGGGAGAGCAGGUUGCAUCUGCUCCCACUGCUCAGCGUGUGUUGGGCUCCAGUGAGCUCCAACUGCCUGGUUUGGCAUCCCUGCCCCAGGUUGGAAAUGAAAACUAAAGCAGCUUUAAUGAAACAAUAAUCUGAAAAAAGAAACCACUGCAAGUACACAAAACCAAUUCAAACUGCGCCUUGUGACCAAACAUCUCCACUGACAGAAAGUCCCGACUGGGCUCAGCGUCAGGCAGGAGCUCGACACGUGAACUGGGCUCAAGAACUGGGCUCGGGAACACGUGGAUGGGUUCAGGGCGGGCAGACAGAUGAGGGCCUCCCUGAACAUCACCUGUCAAAGAAACGGGGGUGAUCCUUGUGAUCCCUAAGCUUUUAUCCCAAGUAUGACGUGUAUGGCAUGGAAUACUUCCAGGAUCAGGUUUGGGGCACGUGUCCUGUCUGCCCCUCCCUGCAGGUGCCACCGCAUUGCCACCAGCUCUAGGGUGGUCUUGAUUUCCACAGGAAUAGGGCUGAGCACUGGCCUCUCACUGCAGUGUUCCUGGAGAGAACUAUCGGGCUCACCACCUCCAGGGUCAGGCACUGCCUGAUAUACGCCUUGGUGACUUCCAGAAGCCAAAGUCACUCAGAAGAGGCUUAGCUGGAAAAUCAGAGGACGUCUUUUAUCUCAGCGCAGAAUGAAAGAGCUGAACCUCCUGGCAGAGCUGUGGGUGUCCAGCCCGGGAGAGCCACCACUCCUGCUCCAUCGCUCCGCUGACAGGAGCCAUGGAAGGGCCGUCGGGUUCACUGUC
This is a messenger RNA of Cuculus canorus (common cuckoo), 2626 nucleotides long. Its product is annotated as caspase recruitment domain-containing protein 8-like. Lineage: Eukaryota; Metazoa; Chordata; Aves; Cuculiformes; Cuculidae. Gene Ontology annotation, cellular component: canonical inflammasome complex. The transcript has 13 exons. The coding region runs from base 145 to 1836 and encodes 563 amino acids. Gene Ontology annotation, molecular function: protein binding. Gene Ontology annotation, biological process: regulation of apoptotic process. The record is from RefSeq and is a predicted model, not a curated record.